Molecule: messenger RNA, 2443 nt
Organism: Numida meleagris (helmeted guineafowl)
Lineage: Eukaryota; Metazoa; Chordata; Aves; Galliformes; Numididae
Product: glycoprotein Xg-like
Exons: 9
Coding region: 308-802 (164 amino acids)
Biological process (GO): homotypic cell-cell adhesion; positive regulation of neutrophil extravasation; T cell extravasation
Source: RefSeq, a predicted model, not a curated record
GCAGCUCCCCUGCUCCCCGCCUUCACCUCCUGGGUGAUAAAUGCAUUUCUUAGAGGGCAGGUGUCACCUACGGGUGCUGCGUGUGGCUUUGCCAUUGAAGGGCUGUCUGUGUUUAUCACCUGCCCCACACUAGGUGAGGCACUUAGGGACUUCUCCCUGGUCCUCAGUGCAUGAGUGUGAUGGUGGGAGACCUCUUUGGACAUAGCCACUGAUUAAAAGUGUCUCCCUCAGACCUUGGCACUACCAACAUCUACCAUCAUUGCCUGGGAAUAACAAUUGGUGCAAUCAAAGCCCUGCAUAGAAGACCAUGGGGAAAUUCAGAAGCAUCCUUCUUGUCUUCCUUGGCUAUCUUCUAGUCCAUGUAAGAGGUCAACGUGACUUCGAUUUAGCUGAUGCUCUCGAUCACCCAGAGGAUAUUAUUACAAGGAAGCCCACAGUGAUCAGAAGACCAACAAGACCUCUGACGAACAAUGAUCUGCACUUAGGAGAUGCACUUGGUGGGGGUGACAUCCCAAGACAACCUUUAUACCCACCUCUUCCUCCACGACCAGGAAGCCACAGUAAUGCUGGAGGAUUUAAUGACUUUGAUCUCGUUGAUGGGAAGCCUUUACCACCACACGUAGCAGGAGAAGAAGGGCAUAAUUUCAAUCAUGGUGGAAACACGGAUUCAGGAUUAAUAGCUGGAGUUACAUCUCCUAUAAUUUCUGCUUUUGUGAUAUUAGUUGUUGGAUCGAUAGCGGCCUACACAGCUUACAAGAACAACAAGCUUUGUUUCAAACCACGUGGUGGGGCCACAGUGUAAACUGCUGAAAAGAAAUUGUCUGCUGAUGACACACUCCUUUGGCUGGCGAUGUUCUGCCCGCAGAUCUGACAUUUUUUUCCAACUUUAAGAUUCUAACAAUUUGUGGAGACACUGCAAUUCCGUUUUCUUUUACCCAACGUUACUCUUAAAGCUUGAGCUUUACAUCAUCAAAGAUGUACUUAAAAUGUCCAGGAUUAGUAUUGCACUAUCUGAUGUGUAUUCAUAAAUGUUGGAUAAGUAUUUUGAUUCAGGAGAUAUUUUAAAUGCGGAAUUCAAGCUGAAUAUGAGCUAAAAAUUAAAAGAUUUUGGUCUGUGAGUGUUUCAGUCACUGAAGAAUUUUUUUCCUAUUUUCUAAAUUGGCCAAAAUCAUUAAACAUUCUGACAGGACAGAAAUAAGAAAAAUGCCAUUUCCAUUCAUACAUUUUGCAUAUUUCUAUAUUGUCUGUAGUAUUUAAGAAAAAAUUGAAGUUGUGUAAAUGAUUAAGCGUUUUUAUGCCUUUACUCGGUAUCCUAUGUCUGAACUCUUGCACAGCAGAAAGAGCGAUAGAUUGAAAAUUCAUUCUUAAUUUUAAAACACAGUAUGAAAAGAACACGUGCACUGAUGAGCCACUGAUUAAAAGAAAUACAAUGAGGAGAGCACGAGUUAAUUUUAUUUAUUUAUUUAUUUUUGAAAUGGUAUUUGGCUCUUCUCAGGAACUGGAAAUCUGUCGUAAAUUAUGCUUUCCUUCUUGAAAAAUUAGAAGCCUCCAAAGGCAAUCUGAUACAUUUUCUUCUUUCUUUCUUUUUAUUUUAAGAAAUGUGUUAUUCAUAAUUUCUGUAAAGGAAAAUUAGGUUCAGAGGUUUUGGAAUCAGUUCGAACUAAUCUGUGACACUUUGUCCUAUAUAUCUUUGUCACCAACUUUUAAAUUUUGUACAUAUCUUUUAGCAGAGGUAUAGUAGAUACUUAUAGUUUUGCUAGCAAGGCUGCUUCAUCUUCUCUUGCUCCUCAUCAACCUUGCUAUGUUAACAAAUGUUCGUAUGCAGACAAAAAUUAUCAUCAAAAACUAACCCUUAACCAGUUUCUCUGUCUUCAGGGAAUGAAACGCAGGUGAGAAGGUGGCAAAACUAGUAGCUUACUGACAUAAUUCUACAGAACGGUUAUUUUAGCUAACUUACAGGCAUAGAGGAAAUACAUGAAGAAUGCAUUUUCUUACAAAUUUGCAUGCAGAUGGACAUAAAAACAAUUCUGUGUUUGUUGAAUUGUUGAGAGAAAGACAUAGUCUGGAAAAGUACACGUUUCAUAAAAUAAAAUAUUAUUCUAUCUCUGUAAUAGAAAUUAUAUUGUACAUCAGUUUAAAUAUAGAAACAUCUUGACAACACACAAAGAAACAAGCAGCUUCAUAGCUACCACUUUCAGCUUAUCACUGAUAAUGUAUUUUAAUUAGGUUUUCAAGGACACAUGCUUUUUCUUUAAAAAUAUAAAACUUUCAUGUUAAUAUUUAUAACAAUUACUAUAUGUUUUGUCAUGUAGAUGUAAAGCUAAUGUUAAAGCUUUUUGAGGUUACCACCUCUGUUGCUUGUUUAACGAUAAAAAAUAUGCACAUUCCUUCUUUAUCUUGACAAUUUUCAAUAAACACAUACUGUGUUUUACCCAAGUUGAAA